CAACUCAAGUCUCCUCGAAGCGGCUCAUAUCAUAUUCAAAAUUUCGGUUCUUCCAGAUAAUUUCUUAUGCUCUGAGCCUCUCUCGUUCUCAGACUCGGACUCUCAAGAGUGCAUCCAAAAGCUUAGAUAAGCGGAAAUAAACUAGAGAUCGUGAAGAAGAUCGCCACCACUAUGAAAGCCGAAGACAUGAACCAGUUGCAGUUGGUUGAGCGAGAGGAAAUUGACGACGAAGAGGAACUGUUCGAAGCGAUCGAUAAGCUGAUAUCUCAAGGAAUCAAUUCGGGAGAUGUGAAGAAGCUGCAAGAUGCAGGGAUCUACACCUGCAAUGGCCUGAUGAUGCAUACAAAGAAGCACUUGACCGGGAUCAAGGGCUUGUCUGAGGCUAAGGUUGAUAAGAUAUGUGAAGCUGCAGAAAAGAUAGUGAAUUUUGGUUAUAUGACUGGCAGUGACGCUCUAAUCAGACGUAAGGCAGUUAUCCGCAUCACAACUGGAAGCCAAGCACUUGAUGAACUGUUGGGAGGUGGUGUGGAAACUUCGUGCAUCACAGAAGCCUUUGGAGAGUUCAGGUCUGGGAAGACGCAGCUUGCUCAUACACUCUGUGUGUCCACUCAGCUACCCACCAACAUGAAUGGAGGGAAUGGCAAAGUUGCUUACAUUGAUACUGAAGGGACUUUCCGCCCUGAUAGAAUAGUUCCAAUUGCGGAAAGAUUUGGCAUGGAUCCAGGGGCCGUGCUUGAUAAUAUCAUUUAUGCUCGGGCAUAUACUUACGAGCACCAGUACAAUCUGCUCCUUGGUCUGGCAGCAAAAAUGUCUGAAGAACCAUUCAGACUUUUGGUUGUGGACUCUGUGAUUGCUCUUUUCCGAGUGGAUUUCACAGGCAGAGGGGAACUUGCUGAACGACAGCAAAAGCUGGCGCAGAUGCUAUCCAGAUUGACCAAGAUAGCUGAGGAAUUCAAUGUAGCAGUGUAUAUGACCAACCAAGUGAUUGCUGACCCUGGAGGUGGAGUAUUCAUAUCAGACCCCAAGAAACCAGCAGGAGGGCACGUGCUGGCACAUGCUGCCACAAUCAGGUUGAUGUUCAGGAAAGGCAAAGGCGAGCAACGUGUCUGCAAGGUGUUUGACGCCCCCAAUCUUCCCGAGGCUGAAGCAGUAUUUCAGAUAACACCAGGAGGUAUUGCAGAUGCGAAGGACUAAAACCAACCAGAUUAUCUACUUAAUCACGCAGAGAACUAGUAACGUUUGUUUCACAUUCUCCAGCAUUUAACUAGCUGCUCGGCUUGUUUAAUUUGUUAC
Messenger RNA from Linum trigynum, 1293 nucleotides. The record is from the annotation of a GenBank genome assembly. NCBI's taxonomy places the organism in Eukaryota, Viridiplantae, Streptophyta, Magnoliopsida, Malpighiales, Linaceae.